CCAGCGCCUCCACCCAUCAGCUGAGGCUCGUAGCAGGCGGCGCUCGGGCCCUUGGGUGGCCGGGCCAAAGAAGGAGAAGGAAGCCGAGGACGUCGGGGUGACUGCUUAGAAAACUGCACAGCCCACCAACAGCUGAUGAAAUUAGCGAACAAGCAAAUCAACUAUGUCUUACACUCCAGGAAUUGGUGGUGACCCCGCCCAGCUGGCUCAGCUUAUCUCUUCCAACAUCCAGAAGAUCACACAAUGUUCUGCGGAAAUACAGAGGACUCUGAAUCAACUUGGAACACCUCAAGAUUCACCUGAAUUGAGGCAGCAGCUGCAACAGAAGCAGCAAUAUACGAACCAACUUGCCAAAGAAACAGAUAAGUACAUUAAAGAGUUUGGAUCUCUGCCCACCACCCCCAGUGACCAGCGUCAAAGGAAAAUACAGAAGGAUCGCUUAGUGGCGGAAUUCACCACAUCACUGACAAACUUUCAGAAGGCGCAGAGACAGGCUGCUGAGAGAGAGAGAGAGUUUGUCGCUCGAGUAAGAGCCAGUUCCAGAGUGUCUGGUGGUUUUCCUGAGGAGAGCUCAAAAGAAAGGAAUCUUGUGUCCUGGGAAAGCCAAACUCAGCCUCAGGUGCAGGUGCAGGAUGAAGAAAUUACAGAGGAUGACCUCCGCCUUAUUCAGGAGAGAGAGUCUUCUAUUAGGCAACUCGAAGCUGAUAUUAUGGAUAUUAAUGAAAUAUUUAAAGAUUUGGGAAUGAUGAUUCAUGAGCAAGGAGAUGUAAUAGAUAGCAUAGAAGCCAAUGUGGAAAAUGCUGAGGUGCACGUCCAGCAAGCAAACCAGCAGCUGUCGAGGGCGGCAGACUAUCAGCGCAAAUCCAGGAAAACCCUGUGCAUCAUCAUUUUUAUCCUUGUUAUCGGAGUUGUAAUUAUCGGUCUCAUCAUAUGGGGAGUGAAAGGCUAAGAUUAUAAAGGAGCACACUAUUGCACUACAUUAUGUAAAUUAUGUAGGAAGAUUCCUUUAAUCAUGGUAGGUUUUUUUAAUUGUUAUUAUUUUAAAGCUGUUGCUUAAAGGAUGGUUCCCAUACUUUGUUAUUUUUAUUUGGGGGGAAGUUUUCUUUGGAUUAAAUCUGAUAUUUUCUAAUACUGAAAGUUUUUUAAAACAUCACUGCUGGCAUAGCUUCAUGCUUUUCGACCUAGUAACUGUUAGGUUUUUGCCCACAUUGUAUAUGCCCUUCAUUUAUAAUUUAUUUAUCCUGUUGACUUAGUUUUUGGAAUUAGUAAAUUUAAAGGUGUGUGUGUGUUCUGUGUGCACCUCUCUGUCACGGUGUAACAUGCACCCACGUUUGUGUUACUUCAAUUACAAAUCUUAAAUUUAAUUUUGUUUUGGGCCAGCAGAGGAAGUAUUGUCAAUAACUUUAAAAAUUAACAUUAUAUGUUUGUGUUUGGAGUUUUGUUUUUAUCUAGUUCACAGCAACACAAAUUGUCUAUUUAACUUUUACUGUUAUUUUUCUCUUAAGACCCUUGUUUAUUCUGAAUGAAAUCAGUGAAUAACUUCCUAGUAUAUCUCUUACUCCUGAUGUGUAUAUAGUAAGCAUUUGCUGUAGAUUGGCUAGUAAAAUACUAAGGAUAGAUUGUUUUUAUGUAGGUUCUGUUUAAGUCUGACGUUCGUUAGCAGGGGAUUGUGUGGUCACUAUAAAUAUUUAAUGUGAUUUGGAGGAAGAGUAUGACAGAUCAAUACCUAUUGUGUUAGAAUUCUAAAGAUCCCAACUUGUAUUUGGCUGUGUAUUUCCACAGCUGUUAUGAUGGAAAAUUAAUUACCUUUUCUUAUGUCCUAUAGAGUAAUAAAGAUUACCUUUGGGAAGUAACUUUCCCACAGUUACCGUUUUUGAGCACCUAACACUUAAAAUUCUGUUUCCCUUCAUAACAUUUUGUACCAUCCUUCAUUAGAAAGGGAAUUGGAUAUUCGCCACUUAACUCACUUGCCUUUUUUAAUCAAUGUUGUUUUAAUGCACUAAUCUGAAUACUGUAAAGAAGAUUAUCUUAGUUUAUAGUUUGUAUUUUAUAAUGUUCUUAUAUAGCAGUUUGAUAGUGAAGGCAAUGUUUUACAUGGCAAGCUAUGAGACUUCAAAUGGGAACAAAUAAAAUAUUAAGUAACUAAGUAAAUUGUAUCUUUGCAACCAAAAUAAAGAUGAUUUUAAAAAGUGUCUGGAUAGUUUUAUUUCAGGAGAACUCUGCUUCCGUGGGACUUGAUACUUACCUCACACUUUUGCCACUGCAAUCUCAACAGAGAUGUAACCACAUGGCCACCAUUCUGCAUCUUGCUGGAGUACCGGCGUACUCAAAGUUUUUAUUUUGGCAAUCUUAAAAGGUUUUGCCGCUAAUAGGUAGAAGCUGCUUUGCUUGUCAUCAAAACUCAAUUUUUUCCACAAAAGCGUAGUCUUGAUUAGAAAAAAUAAAAUGAAAAACAGUACAGUAGCCAGAUUUUUUAAGUUCUUAACAAAGUUUUUCUUUUGGUGAGUUUUAGAAUCUCUUUGGAAGGGUGAUGCUUACUUUCAUGACUGUCAGCAUAUCUGAAUCUGUUUGAGUUGAACUGAGUCUCAAACUGAAGAACUUUCCUUAUCAAGUGACACAUAUUGUUCAUUUUAGUGUGUUCUGAAGACAUACUUGAACGAUGCAGACUGAGAUUAACCAGCCUCUUUGCUUAAACCGAAUGACAGUGCGGCAUGAAGGGUUUGGCUGUUGUACUGGUCAUUAAAUAUUAUGAAAAUGUUUUGGUUUUGCACGAUGAUUAGUUGUAGAAAAAUAACUGGUGCCGUUUCAACAUAAUGCAGCUUGUUUUACUAGGCAUGGGAUCAACCCUAAAAAAAUACAGAUAUGGACACAGAUGGAGCUUGAUCUGAGACAGCAAACCAUGGAGGCAGCCUCUGGAGUCAGGCCCACUGAGUACACCGGGUGCCCAGAAGCUGUAUCUGUGUCGCUCACUGAGAACACUGCACUUGGAAGAGGUUGCCACUGGAUCCUUCUUCAGGGUCUUCACUGCUUUUGUUAAAAAAUAGUAAAAUCUGGGCUUCCCUGGUGGCGCAGUGGUUGCGCGUCCGCCUGCCGACGCAGGGGAACCGGGUUCGUGCCCCGGUCCGGGAGGAUCCCACACGCCGCGGA
Physeter macrocephalus (sperm whale) is the source of this 3147-nucleotide messenger RNA. RefSeq names its product syntaxin 7 (gene STX7). Gene Ontology annotation, molecular function: SNAP receptor activity; SNARE binding. The transcript is spliced from 10 exons. Gene Ontology annotation, cellular component: SNARE complex; endomembrane system; membrane. The coding region runs from base 164 to 949 and encodes 261 amino acids. Gene Ontology annotation, biological process: vesicle fusion; vesicle-mediated transport; intracellular protein transport. NCBI's taxonomy places the organism in Eukaryota, Metazoa, Chordata, Mammalia, Artiodactyla, Physeteridae. The record is from RefSeq and is a predicted model, not a curated record.